ACAUUAACAGUAUCAAAAGCCUUUGAACUUGCCCAUGAUCAUGAUGCAGACUGGGAAAAUGAAAAAGAAACCAAAACAAGCAUAAAUGAACAAUCCAAGCAUAAUACCACCAGAAUCUGUGAUCCCAGUCUCAGCCAAGCACCAGCUAAGUCUAUGUCUACGUCAACACACUCUACAGACUCUUCAGAUAUUACUAUUCCAAAGUUGCGGAGUCCUGGCUCAAAAUCUGUUGAGUCCUCCAACACCUCUGAAAGUGGUGAAUGGCAACAUUUUGAAGAUGAUGAUGCUGCUGCUGAUCAAGUUGAAGACUUAGACGAUGACUUUUCAAGACUGGCUGAAAACCGUGUGAAGCCUGUCCAUUCAUUAGGAACCAACCUGUGUCAAGAUGAUCUUGACGAUAGUUUGACUCAGUAUUUUGACAGUAACCGAUGUUUAGAGGAAUUCUCAAGGACUAAAUCUGUGGAGGACCUCCUUUGCUUAUGAGGAAAUCUUACCUGUAUGUUUGUUCACUUUAUAGAUCACCAGGAGAGCUCAACACAGAUACAUCAGUGAGGAUUGUCAAAAUCUUCAAGAAGUGCUACAUUAGCUAAAUAUUACUUCUGCGGCUACUUUAUACAAGAUCCUAAAAUCUUCCACAAUAUUCAUUAUUGGAUGUUAUUUUGCUAGCUGUUUAGCAGAAAGAUGCCAUAUUUUUUCUAGAACAUGAUGUAUAGUGUCAGAUUAUAAGGAUUCUGAGAUCAGCGACACAUGGAUGAAAGUCAUGCAAAAGAUUACCUCAGUUUUGAGUUCCUCAAUAUCUUUUUAUGAUUAUAAUCACUGUUGAAUACAAAGAGAUAUCGGUUGUUUGAAUACUAAAUACAAGA
Messenger RNA from Pecten maximus, 863 nucleotides. RefSeq names its product low density lipoprotein receptor adapter protein 1-like. The record is from RefSeq and is a predicted model, not a curated record. NCBI's taxonomy places the organism in Eukaryota, Metazoa, Mollusca, Bivalvia, Pectinida, Pectinidae.